Trematosphaeria pertusa is the source of this 2022-nucleotide messenger RNA. RefSeq lists its product as uncharacterized. Gene Ontology annotation, molecular function: mRNA binding; N6-methyladenosine-containing RNA reader activity. Gene Ontology annotation, cellular component: nucleoplasm. The record is from RefSeq and is a predicted model, not a curated record. The coding region runs from base 1 to 2022 and encodes 673 amino acids. Lineage: Eukaryota; Fungi; Ascomycota; Dothideomycetes; Pleosporales; Trematosphaeriaceae. The transcript is spliced from 3 exons. Gene Ontology annotation, biological process: mRNA splicing, via spliceosome; regulation of alternative mRNA splicing, via spliceosome.
AUGGCAUUCGUUUGGGUACAGCAGUGGAUUGCUCUUCCUAUCAUUCUCGAGGAUCAAAUGGGCGACCUACCCACCGGAUCUGGCUCCCAGCCUUUGGACAUCAUGACAGCUGGUCUUGCGCAUGAUGAACACCAAGGCCAUUCCAACCCGACCCCAUCGAACGUCAAAUCUCCUAGUAGUAACACCCCCUUCUACUCUCAGCUCAGUUCGAUCCCGCAGGGCCAAUUCCACCCCGACCUUCGCUCGCCCGCGCACCCAACGAGUCCGCCUUAUCCAGCCCAGGAACAAUCGUCCUUGAACAUGGGCGCAAUGGCAGGCGCACUCCCUGAGUACGCCCCCAUUGAUGCAGUUCAGGGUAACCCUCAAGCGCCGCCGCAACAUGGCCAACGACAACUGUCCGGCGCAUCGACAUCCGCUCUCGUUUACCAACUCCAGCAAAACUUACAGAUUCCCGGCCCCGCAUCUGCCUCUCUACCAACGCACUCUCCCUAUGGUCCUGGAUUCGGCGCAGGGCAGUACCCGCAAAACUUCGUGCCAGCUCAAAGCUCACAGCACACCAACUACGCCGCUUUCCCUACCAAUCAACAACGCUUAGCCGGUCCCGGCUCGAUGCAAACGCCAUAUCAGAACUUCGCCCAACCUUCACAAUAUCUCUACUAUCCAUCGCCGUAUGGACCACAAGCGCAAUUCCAGCAAGCCUUCCCAGGCCAAGGCGCUCAGGGCCAAGCGAUGUUUGGGAGGAGACAAAGUCUGCCAAGUGCGCAUGCUCCUUUAGCUGGACAUGACGUGGGCAUGUCUCAGCAAGAGGGUGGUCGCAUGGCGCCUGGGGGCCAAGGAGAGCCGGGAACAAUUGGCUCUAUAUUUGGUGGACCUUUCAUGCAAGCACAAGGGCCGGCCAGUUCGAUACCCCGUGGACCACCUCGAAAACCCAAGCAGUCCGGGCACGCACUUUGGGUCGGAAAUCUUCCCCCAGGGACCACCGUUGUUGCUCUGAAGGAUCAUUUUUCUCGCGAUGCUACACGCGACAUCGAGAGUCUCUUCCUCAUCUCGAAGAGCAAUUGCGCUUUUGUCAAUUACCGUACAGAAGCAGCAUGUACCGCGGCUAUGCACAGGUUCCACGACUCUCGGUUCAAUGGCGUCCGCCUGGUGUGCCGACUCCGUCGCAGUUCGGCACCAGCCUCCGGUGUGCCCACCGGCCCUUCAGCCAUGGUGGGUGCUCAGCCAGGCAGUGGGUCGCCUCCAAGGUCGCCCCGCGAAGCCGAAAGCGAGACAGUGCAAGUAGACAGCGAAACCGCUCCCCGUAAGAGCGGUGAGGAUGCAAGGACAACUUCCAUUGCGUCUGAGAAGUACUUCAUUGUCAAAAGUUUGACAUUGCAGGACCUGGAGCUGAGCGUUCGCAACGGUAUUUGGGCCACCCAGUCUCACAAUGAAGAAACGCUGAACAAGGCGUAUGAGACUGCGGAAAACGUCUACCUCAUUUUCUCCGCCAACAAAUCCGGAGAAUACUUCGGCUACGCUCGCAUGGCAUCGCCCAUCCUCGAGGACGACACUCAGCUGUUGGGGUCGGUCCCGAAACCCGACAACAUUAUGGAGGCUACAGACGUGCCCAAAUCCAUCCCUACACCUGCGACAGAGUGGGCUCCCAAGGGAAGAAUUAUCGACGAUUCUGCACGCGGCACAAUAUUCUGGGAAGCGGAGUUGACUGAUGAAGAACCGGAAGAAGACCAUGGCGAGAAGGAAGAACAAGUGGAUGCAGAGACGCCAGCGGUUGCGCAAAGCUGGGGGAAGCCAUUCAAGGUGGAAUGGGUCUCGACAAACCGACUACCUUUUUACCGCACACGCGGGCUUCGCAACCCUUGGAACGCUAACCGCGAAGUCAAGAUUGCGAGGGAUGGCACUGAGCUGGAGCCCAGUGUCGGGGAGCGCUUGAUCCAGAUGUUUCACCGCCUUGGGCCUUCUAGCUCCGCGGCGCCCAUGAUGCAGCCUCCCCAGCUCGGCGGCCCUCAGAUGCGACCAUUCUAA